This is a messenger RNA of Diorhabda sublineata, 1998 nucleotides long. RefSeq names its product cuticle protein 21-like. The transcript has 2 exons. The coding region runs from base 134 to 889 and encodes 251 amino acids. Gene Ontology annotation, cellular component: extracellular matrix. The record is from RefSeq and is a predicted model, not a curated record. NCBI's taxonomy places the organism in Eukaryota, Metazoa, Arthropoda, Insecta, Coleoptera, Chrysomelidae.
UUAACAGUGUUAAACAUAACGUAAAUAUUAAACCCCGAACAAACAGUUCUCUAGUAUUGCCAAAUAGGCUGUUUUGUAUGCAUAGUGCAAGCCCUCAGUUAAAUGUGAAUCUUUAUAGGUGAGUAUAUAAACCAUGUAUGCAUCGAAUAAAGCUGACAGUCAUUAUUCGUUGUUUUCUGUGGGUAAAAUGGUUCUUAAGAUCGUUGUUAUCUCAGCCGUUCUGGCACUCAGCUCAGCUUCAGUAGCUCCAGCAGCAGUGGUUUCAGCACCAGUACUUGCCAAACUUUCUGAUGAUACGUUCGACCCAAAUCCAUCCUAUUCUUUCGCUUACGAUGUACAAGAUUCUUUAACUGGUGAUUCGAAAGGUCAUAUCGAAAGCAGAGCUAAUGGUAUCGUUCAAGGUCAAUAUAACGUUGCCGAACCUGACGGUACUAGAAGAAUAGUUGAUUACACAGCCGAUCCAAUCAACGGUUUCAAUGCUUUGGUUAGAAAAGCACCUUUAGUUGCCGCUGCUGCUGCUCCCGUUGCCGCUGCUGCUGCUCCCGUUGUUGCUGCUGCUCCAGUUGUUGCUGCUCGUGCUGCUCCUAUUGUAGCUGCUCGUUCUGCUCCUGUUGUUGCCGCACGCGCUGCUCCGGUAGUCGCCGCUCCUGCUGCACCAGUUGCUGCUGCCCGUGUAGUAGCUCAACCAGCACCAUUGGUAGCUCAAACUGCAAGACUGGCUGCACAGCCUGUGCCGGUUGUUUCUCAGGCUGCUCCAGUAGUUGCAGCAAGGACUACUUUGGCUGCUCCUCUUGUUGCUCAAGCUGCUCCAUUUGUAGCUGCUAGGUCCUUUGGUGUUUUACCAGCUGCGUCAUAUGUAGCUGCACCUUUUCCUUACGCGUACAUAUGAGAUAAUUCUUCGACUGGAUCCCGAAAUUAGAUAAUACAUUUUGUUAAUCAGGAAUGUAGCAUAGUCAAAGAGUUUCUACCAAAGGAUUAUUAAUCUACAAAUUGGAAAUUAAUCGUGAUUUUUUUAGCUGCGCAUUAGGCUUAAUGAUAUUUCCUUUAUGUGAGGUAGAUCAGCAGUAUAUUUUACUGUUCUAAGUCCUAUUAAACGGUUGUUCAACUGAUUUUAAGAAUUUUUAUCGAGAUAGUUUUGUAUUGGUAAUAUUACAAUAAUUUUUUUAACUAUAUUUAACAAUAUUAUAAACUGAAAAAUAUUCCAAAUAUUUGAGAGCUGCGUAAUGGGCUUAAUGAUAUUUCCUUUUAUUAGGUAGAUCGACAGUAUGCAUUACUGCUUAAGUUCUAUUACGAUUUUUUUUCAAAAUAUUUUAAUUGUUUUCAAUGAUUUAAUCAAUGAAUAUGAACAUAGAAAUACAAGUAUGUUUACAUGUUAGUAAUACGCCCAUAAAAAUUGAUUUCCAGAUUAAGCUGACCCACUUAAUAUUAGCACACUGUUAAGGGCAUAAUCGGACACUUAGCUUCGGUGAUUUUGUUCAAAAAGUUAAAUUAAGUAUCAUGGGAACACAACAGCUCUUCAGUUUUCGCAAUCUAUAGGAAAAUUUGAAAAUUUCUUUAAUUUCUUAUACUUUUUAUAUAUGUUUAUGUUUCUAAAUCAUCUAGAUUUUAGUAUUUGAAACGUCAAAUUUUUAUCUGUCUUUCAAAAUUUAUAAAAAAUACUAAUUUUAUAACAGAGAAUUAGAAUCAGGACGAUUUAGAAAUAAAUAAAUGAAAAUGUUCUAAUUUAAAUGAACGAAUCAAAUAUUUCUAAUACAUACGUAUCUAUAGAAUGAAUAUAACUUAUAUAGAACUGUCCAAAUUUGUUAUAUACAUUAUAAAUUGAUAAGUAAACCAAAAUAUUGGUGUAAAAAGUGUCAAAAUUCAUAUUUACGUAAAUUUCAAAGAGAAUCUAUUUUAUAUUUCUGAUUAAAAUGCUAAUACUUGCUCAAUUGUAUCGUAGUGUUUACUGUACAUACUUUUUUAUAUUUGUAUCUCAAAUUUCAAUAUAAAAAUUAUAAA